Messenger RNA from Paramecium sonneborni, 1217 nucleotides. Lineage: Eukaryota; Ciliophora; Oligohymenophorea; Peniculida; Parameciidae. The record is from the annotation of a GenBank genome assembly.
UAAACAAAAUUUAUUCUUAUAAUGAAAGAUACUACAACUAGACGUAUAUUUGAGAAAGAAAACUAAGCAGAAGUUUCAAAUAAUAUUGAAAAAAGAAAAAACCAAAAAUCUUUCACACAUUUAGUUUCAUUGACUUUAUUGAAUCGCCAAACAAGUAUUUAAUGUUUAAUAAUAAGAUAUUGAAUUUAAGAGUAUUGAUAUUAAUUAAUAAUAUCCUCAACAAAACUUUCUAACUUAAAGAAAUCCAAAUGUAUCAAGUUUACAUUAUAGACCAGAGCAAAAAUAAAAAACAACAGUUUGUACAACUACAAUUUAGAUAGUAUUAUGCUUAAGAUAUAUGUUUAGUACUCUCCUCUUAAAAUAAGACAGACAACUUAAAUAAGUUAAAACAAUGAAGAUAAUAUAAAGUCUAAGCAAAAUAGAUUUCUUUAUAAUUAUGGUGAUUCUAUAUUGACAAAUUAUUAAAUAUAUGAUACACUUUAAAAAUAAGAAUUUUUGAAGAAACAUACUAUCAAUAGUUCUUUAAGAGCGAAGAUGGUAGAUUGGAUGAUUGAAGUUUUAACUUCAUAUAAAUGCAAAGAUCAGACAUUUUUUAUGGCUGUCAGAUUGAUGGACACUUAUUUAAAUUAAUCAACAAAAUCUCAUGUUCCUUAGGAUUUACAUUUAAUAGGAGUAACAUGCAUGUUUAUGGCAUGUAAAUUUGAGGAAGUAUUUCCAGUGAAAUUAUAAACUGUUCAUGAAAAAAUUGCACAUAAAAAAUUAACAAAAGAAGAAAUUAAAGAAAAAGAGAGUUAAAUUGCACAUGCUUUAGAUUUUAAAUUAAUUGGAGUUACUCUAUAUGAAAUAAUUACAAUUACUUUACAAUUCAUUAAUUAAUUUUAAAAAUUGCAUUAAAUAGUUGUGUAUCUAGCUAAAAUGAUUGUAUAUGACUAUACACUUAUAAGCUAAUUUAAUUAUUCAUUAUUAUCAGCUGCUUGUAUAUUUAUUGGAUCCAAUAUCUCCUGUUAAGAGUAAAGUGAUGAAAUUGUAAUAUUUUAAUAUAACAAUAGAUUGCUUAAGUCUUAUAAAUAUUGAAUGUAGACAAAGAUGCCACAUUAGAUUUGUCUAAUAAAAUAUUAAAUUUAGCUAAAAACUUUGACAAACAAUAUUAGAAUAUGGAGAAUUUAAAAAAGUUUAAUAAAAAUUCAAUUUUAGAUAUCAUUAAGUUACAGAAGUGA